Molecule: messenger RNA, 1379 nt
Organism: Striga asiatica
Lineage: Eukaryota; Viridiplantae; Streptophyta; Magnoliopsida; Lamiales; Orobanchaceae
Source: the annotation of a GenBank genome assembly
UUUUCUAGAAAAUGAAAGUAAUAUAUUAAUCGUCUGCUAAACCCUCGAUAUCCAUCUGCUUGCUUUCUCCUACCAUUUUUAUCCAUUCAAGCUCCCUCCCUCUCUCUCACUAAUGGCCACCACUGUACUAAAAGCACCACCCGGGUUUUGUGCGCCGCCGGCGGCUUUCGCCGGCGCUUCCUCCCUCAAAUCUCUAAACUCUACGCGCGUUUCAUUUUCACCCAACAGGCUUCCGGUGAUAAGGUGUCGGAUUUACAGCACGGGCUACAAGAGGAAGUCACCCAUCCGCCAGGUUCCAAAAUUCGUGACCUUUGCUGCGGAAGGUGAAACUGCGGAGGUCCAAACGGAAACCCAAGAGAAAGACCCGGUUCAAGGAGCCGAACCCGAAAAUGAGGUGAACAACACAGAUGGUGCAGUUGACGUUGAUUCUUCAAGUGAGAGUGAAGAUGCAGUUCCCGAAGAACAUAGCUCUGUGGUUAUAUCUUCUUUAAAUUUGUAUAAAGAAGCUCUAGCAAAUAACGACGACUCGAAAAUCACUGAGGUAGAAUUAUUUCUCAAAUCCAUUGAAGAUGAGAAAAUCGAUCUCGAGAAGAAGGUGGCCCAGCUAACCGAAGAACUAUCGUACGAGAAGGAUCGAGUCCUUAGGAUCAGUGCCGAUUUUGACAAUUUCCGUAAAAGGACAGAGAGGGAGCGCCUUUCGCUCGUUUCAAACGCGCGAGGAGAAGUUGUCGAGAAUCUCUUGCCCGUUUUAGAUAAUUUCGAGAGAGCCAAAGCUCAGAUCAAACUGGCAACUGAAGGGGAAGAAAAAGUUAGCAAUAGUUACCAGAGCAUAUAUAAGCAGUUUGUGGAGAUUUUGGGGUUUUACCAAGACCUGGAUACGCUUUUAAGUCGAGUUAAUUCUCGAUUUGUUGGAAGAGCCAACUCGCUACACGAAGCCAUAAUGCGUGAAGAUUCAACCGAGUACGAAGAUGGUGUUGUUAUUGAAGAAUACAGAAAAGGAUUUCAACUCGGCCAAAGACUGUUACGCCCAUCAAUGGUCAAGGUCUCAGCUGGGCCCGGGCGUGGGCCUGCAAAGCCCGAAAAUGGUGGCCCAGAAGAAACCAAUGAGAACAACAAUGAUCAAGAGGAUAGCCCGGAAACCACAACUGCCUGACUCAAUCACCUUAUAUGAAUCAAUUUUGUAUUGAUUAAAAAAAAAAAAAACUCUUUUAGCAAUUAUUUUGAGAGAAAUAGUAAUUUAUUUUUGUGGGAUUUCACUUGGAUUUGGAUAUGUUAGUGAUUAGCUUGCCCAUGCUUAGAGGAGAUAUUUUUCACGCAUUAAUGUAGCGAAAAUUUGUACCUGGAAAAAAAGUACAUUCUGAUAUUCGAAUGGAUUUUGG